AUGCUCUCCGCUGCUACGCGGCAGUUGCAAGCUCUACGGAAGACCCAGAACGUGCGAACGAUACUAUAUCGUGGCAGCGCCCAGACUUAUAAUCGCCGCUGGGCGUCUUCGACGACUUUCAAUUGGGAGGAUCCCCUUGCGGCGUCUGAGUUGUAUACGGAAGAGGAAUUGGCUAUUCAAGAUACGGCGAGGCAAUACUGUCAGGAGCGGUUGCUGCCGCGAGUACUGGAGGCUUACCGAAAUGAGGAUUACGAUCGCAGCAUAAUUGCCGAAAUGGGAGAGAUAGGCCUACUAGGCGCGUCAAUCCAGGGCUACGAGUGCGCCGGUACUAGCACUGUCGCAUCCGGCCUCAUUACAAAAGAAGUUGAACGGGUAGAUUCAGGAUACCGGUCGGGGAUGUCUGUUCAGAGUUCACUCAUCAUGACGGGUAUCUAUGAGUUCGGGACGGAAGAGCAGAAAGAACGAUUUCUACCGCAACUCGCAAAGGGGAAGCUGUUGGGAUGCUUUGGUCUGACCGAGCCAAAUCAUGGCUCAGAUCCCGGAUCAAUGGAAACCGUGGCGCGUGAACACCCUUCAAAGAAAGGAUAUUAUAGUCUCUCGGGCACAAAGACAUGGAUAACAAAUUCACCCAUCUCCGAUGUUCUACUGGUGUGGGCCAAACUGCAAAGCACAGGCAAAAUCAAGGGCUUCUUGGUUGAACGAAGCAAAUGCCCACCGGGUACGCUGGAGACACCGGCUAUCAAAAAUAAGACUGCUCUGCGAGCAUCCAUCACUGGCAUGAUCCAGAUGGAUGACUGUCCGGUACCAGUGGAAAAUAUGUUGCCAAGCGUUGAAGGCUUAUCCGGACCUUUUACCUGUCUCAACAGUGCCCGAUUAGGCAUCGCUUUCGGCGUCACAGGUGCGUUGGAAGACUCGCUCAGCCGGGCCAGGGAAUACGCAUUGGAGCGUAAACAAUUCAAGGGGAACCCGCUGGCCAAGUAUCAACUUAUCCAGAAGAAGCUCGCCGAUGCUGCCACCGAUGCCGCUUAUGGCACUCUCGCUGCUACGCAGGUAGCUCGCCUAAAGGACGCAGGAAAAGCGACACCGGAAAUGAUUUCGAUGGUCAAGCGACAGAACUGUGAUCGGGCGUUGGUCAAUGCGCGGAUACUUCAAGAAGUGUUCGGAGGCAAUGCUACCAGCGACGAGUAUCACAUCGGCCGUCACGUAGCCAACCUUUUUGUAACGCAGACAUACGAGGGUCAGAGCGAUAUACACUCACUGAUCCUCGGCCGGGCGAUUACUGGAAUUCAGGCAUUCGUCUAG
Messenger RNA from Talaromyces atroroseus, 1302 nucleotides. RefSeq names its product Glutaryl-CoA dehydrogenase, mitochondrial. The transcript is spliced from 4 exons. The record is from RefSeq and is a predicted model, not a curated record. Gene Ontology annotation, biological process: fatty-acyl-CoA biosynthetic process; fatty acid beta-oxidation using acyl-CoA dehydrogenase. NCBI's taxonomy places the organism in Eukaryota, Fungi, Ascomycota, Eurotiomycetes, Eurotiales, Trichocomaceae. Gene Ontology annotation, molecular function: fatty-acyl-CoA binding; glutaryl-CoA dehydrogenase activity; flavin adenine dinucleotide binding. Gene Ontology annotation, cellular component: mitochondrial inner membrane. Bases 1 to 1302 code for a protein of 433 amino acids.